Messenger RNA from Adineta steineri, 960 nucleotides. The record is from the annotation of a GenBank genome assembly. NCBI's taxonomy places the organism in Eukaryota, Metazoa, Rotifera, Eurotatoria, Adinetida, Adinetidae.
AUGAGUGUAGACAGUACUAUGACAGUUGACUACGAAGAUUCAUCAUCAAUACCAGAAAAACUUUCUUUACUGGUAUUUAUUGCUGCUAUUAUUAUUGGAAAUAUUUGUGUAUUUAUAACAUACUUUGUUCGUGCUGAUGGAAAACAUUGGUCACAUAUAUUUGUAUUAGGUAUGGCAUUUAUUGAUUUAUUUAUUGGAAGUUUCGUUCUUCCUAUGCGUUUUAUAAGUGCUUAUGGAGAUUCAUUAACAUCAAAAUUAUGUACUGCAUUAACUAUUGGUGAAUCAUGUGCAUUAGCUUCUGUUAUUUAUACAAUUACAUAUAUGGUGUAUACUCGUUUAUAUGAUUUAAAUCAAAGAUUUACAAGAAUUCAACGUCGUUAUCUUAUUCUAUUAAUAUUAACAACAUGGAUUGCUAUAUUUUUAUUCUAUGGUAUUCCAUUGAUGAUUAAUUCUUCAACUUAUUUAUUAGUCAUAACAUCAUCCUCAUCAAAUAUAACGUCUUAUUGUACAACAUAUACAACAUCAAUUUAUCAUCCACUAUGGAUGGUUUAUACAGAAAUUGGUUUAAUAUAUUCUAUACCACUUUUAUUUAAUUUUAUUGGUCUUUUAUUUCUUAUACAUAAAUUAUGUCAAUCAAGACCAAGAGGACUUGAUGCAAUUGAACGUAAACAUUAUGUUGAACAAAAAAAAAUGACAUGGCAUGUUGUUGUAUUAAGUUUAACAUUUAUAUGUCUAUGGUUACCAUGGAUUACAAUUCGAAUUUUAAUUAUAUUUUAUAAUACAAAACAAAUUCAACGUGCUUUACAAAUAGCAUAUUAUGUUCUUAUACUUAAAUCAGUAUUAUUUCCUAUAUUAUAUGCUGCAACAAAUUCAUCAUUUCGUGGGUCAUUUGCUAUGUAUAAACAUAAACGAAUUACAAUUAAUAAUCGUGUAUGGACAGUAAAUGAACAUUUUCAUUGA